CUUCUCUCUCUAUUCGUUUAGUAGUGAUUACUCUUGAAAAUGUAUAGAAAGAAUUUAAUUUAGGAAAUGAUUGAAAAAUACCGAUUAUUAGCUAAAGCGAAUUAAAUUCAAAAAUCAUACCGCAACGAUUGGUAUGAAAUAAACACUAACAAAUGGAAUAUCAAAUCCUUGAUGAGGAUACGUUAACUGAAGUUGAUAUCUUAGGGAAAAAUUCGGAUAGUGGACGUGAUAGUAGUGAAGUUGCCUUUGAAGCGUCUAAAUCAGAUUCAGGCAUAGCGACUGAUUCAAAUACCCCAUCCAAACGAAAAAUUAGUUUUGCCUGGGAUUAUUUUCGCGCCGUCUACGGUACUAGUCAAUAUCAGUGUUUGGUUUGUCAAGCCUGUGUGGGCAAUAAAAUUAGUAAUUUAGCUCGCCAUUUGGCGGUAUCUCAUGACAUUACAAGGCAGAGUGUGAAAGGCGAGUACUUUUCUUUACGAACUCGCCCUAGUCGCAGCUUCAUUUGGAAAUAUUGCACAAAGGAGAAUAAUAAACAGGCUCGCUGCCAUCUUUGCAAUAAAGUUUUGUAUUUCGGUGGCGGCAAUACAGCCAAUAUCACCAAACACUUGAAACGUAUGCACGGUGAUAUAAUCGAGAAUAAGAGCGAUUCAGUUAUGGAUGACGAGACGAUGCAAGCAACUGCAGCUCUGAAUCAAACAGCUUAUGAGGAAGAGCUUAAUGGUCGCAAUAGCGACGAUAUCAGCUCUAGAGAGCGUAAAGAACGUAGGGGAGCUAGUUAUGUUUGGAAUUAUUGCGAGAAAUUAUCGAGUCACACGAUACGCUGCAAAUUGUGCACAAAAGUCAUGUCCUUUCAUGGCACGGCGAAUGUAAUAACGCACUUGCAACGACGUCAUAAUGUGCUUGGGGAUACUGCAACAGUUCAGGUCAACUAUAAACAAGAUAAUUUUGAAGGCAUAAACAUUGCUGAGAGCCCAGAUAUUUAUGACAACACGGAUUCUUUACCUAAGGUUGGCCGUAAAUCUAUGAAUAGAGAAAGCGUAGUAUGGAAAUAUUGCACCCCAAUUGGUCAAGAUCAGGUGCGAUGUCUGUUUUGUAAAAAAAACCUCUCAUAUCAGGGUACAAGUAAUUUACAACGUCAUCUGCAUCGUAUGCAUGGAGUGGUUACGCAUGGUCGCAAAACUAAACUACCUGCAGAUACUGAACUUAUAACAACAAUUAAAGAGGAGAGUUUUAAAUUGCCAUCAAAUGUUGAUUUUAUUUGGCAAUUUGUGAAACAACUAGAAGAUGGUCAAAAAUCAAAGUGCAAUAUGUGCGAUGCAGUUUUCGAAGCUAAAGAAAUCGAAGCCAUAGCCAAACAUUUAACUAUGGUUCAUGCCGUUGAGCCGAAUCCUGAUAGUAAAUUAAAUAUAUUACGAACACGAAAACGUACUCGACAUGUAGACUUUGAGACCAGUGACGAUGGCAAUUACGAUGAAGAUUUUAAUAUCAGUAAGUGGAGUAAAAUAGAAGACGCCGAUAAUCAAAUCUCAGAUUUCGAUGAGAAUAUUAAAAAAGAGGAUUCUUUGUUUGAUGACAUUAUAGAAGAAGAUCGGGAUCAUGCCAACAACUACGAUGAGGAUCCUUUUGAUCAGAAUAUAGUACAAGAAGUAUCGCAGCCGAAUCCCCUUUCUGCGCACAGUUCUCGAGAUCAUUCUCCUGACAAUAUAAUACUUCCGCAGACGAAUUUACCUUUACAAUCGUUGUUAACACCCGCUACAACUGCUACUGCCGGUCAUGCAGAAUCUAAAAUAUUAUUGAAAUUACAAGAAGACCGCUUACGUAUGGAAACCGAAUAUUUUCGCGAAAAAGCCGGUUAUUAUCGAAUGCAAAAGUACCUGACAGCUUUGCAAGCUAAAAAGGUGCGCAUUGAAUUGCAGCGUCUUAACGAAACUGAGAGUACAGUUGUCACUACAGCCGAUUUAAAUGGGCCUUAUACCGUAGAUGUUGGUCUCAGCGAUCACAUAAGCACACAAUAGUUCUAUUUAGCGUAGUCAUCGCAUUUAUAAACCUUCUUUUCUCAUUACGUUCGAACAGACGUAGAAUAAAUUCUAUUUAAGUAAAUUUAUGCAAAGGUUUGUAAACUUUCGGCAAUUCCUCAAAUUGCCUUAAGGAAAUUUGCCAGCGACGCGAAGAAGAGAAGAGGAGCCAGCGUAUGCAAUGUUUUUAACAAGAAUGUUUUUUGUCAUUUCUUAUAAGUAAAUAUUUCGUUUUAUUAGGCUCGAGUGAUAACGAUAGAAAAUUUUCAUCAUCAUGAACCUGGUUCAAAAUGAAGUAGUUUACAAAUGUCUACAUAGAGAUAAGUAACAAUUCAUUAAUUCAAAUUUUUUUUUUUUUU
Messenger RNA from Glossina fuscipes, 2371 nucleotides. RefSeq lists its product as uncharacterized. The transcript is spliced from 5 exons. Lineage: Eukaryota; Metazoa; Arthropoda; Insecta; Diptera; Glossinidae. Bases 153 to 2012 code for a protein of 619 amino acids. Gene Ontology annotation, molecular function: DNA binding. The record is from RefSeq and is a predicted model, not a curated record.